Messenger RNA from Penicillium pulvis, 555 nucleotides. RefSeq names its product 60S ribosomal protein eL18. Gene Ontology annotation, molecular function: structural constituent of ribosome; RNA binding. Lineage: Eukaryota; Fungi; Ascomycota; Eurotiomycetes; Eurotiales; Aspergillaceae. Gene Ontology annotation, cellular component: cytosolic large ribosomal subunit; ribosome. The record is from RefSeq and is a predicted model, not a curated record. The transcript is spliced from 4 exons. Gene Ontology annotation, biological process: translation. Bases 1 to 555 code for a protein of 184 amino acids.
AUGGGUAUCGACUUGGACCGGCACCAUGUGCGCAGCAGCCACCGCAAGGCUCCUAAGAGCGAGAACGUUUACUUGCAGGUGCUCGUGAAGCUCUACCGCUUCCUUGCUCGCCGCACCGAGUCCAACUUCAACAAGGCGGUUCUCCGUCGUCUCUUCAUGUCUCGCAUUAACCGUCCCCCCGUGUCGAUCUCGCGUGUCGCCUCGAACAUCAACGAGACUCAGAAGGGCAAGACCGUUGUUGUCAUUGGUACCGUCACCGAUGACAACCGCCUUCUGUCCGUCCCCAAGCUGUCCAUCGCUGCUCUGCGCUUCACCGCUACCGCCCGUGCCCGCAUCGAGAAGGCCGGUGGUGAGGUCCUGACUCUGGACCAGCUCGCCCUGCGCGCCCCUACCGGUGCUAACACCCUUCUCCUGCGUGGCCCUAAGAACGCCCGCGAGGCUGUUAAGCACUUCGGUUUCGGUCCCCACUCCCACAAGAAGCCCUACGUUGCCAGCAAGGGCCGGAAGUUCGAGCGUGCCCGUGGUCGCAGACGCUCCAAGGGUUUCAAGGUCUAA